Molecule: messenger RNA, 2075 nt
Organism: Meriones unguiculatus (Mongolian gerbil)
Lineage: Eukaryota; Metazoa; Chordata; Mammalia; Rodentia; Muridae
Gene: Tnfaip8l1
Product: TNF alpha induced protein 8 like 1
Exons: 4
Coding region: 502-1062 (186 amino acids)
Biological process (GO): negative regulation of TOR signaling; regulation of apoptotic process
Cellular component (GO): cytoplasm
Source: RefSeq, a predicted model, not a curated record
UCCAGCCUCACACAGGCGCCUGCACAAAACUGACGGCCAGACGGAUCCUAGGGAGCAGGUUUAUCCUCCCUCUCUGUUGGAAAUGGCCUUCCAGCUUCACGUGUCUCCUGUCACCCCUGUGGCUGGAGGUGGCCAUGGUGACUGCAUGGACCCUGGACUUUUCAGAAACCUGGACUUCAUUACUGUGUGGCCGACUGUGCAGUCAGGGCCUGGCACACUGAUGGACCAGUGAAAGGAGCCAAGGGCCAUCCACCUUCAUCCCCUCUAAGUCCCAAGAGAGCCACCUGCAUGAUAUGCAAAUUAAUGCAUGAGAGAGUUCUUCGCACCCCACUUAGCCUUCAGGAGUUGAUGAGUCAUUGCACAGACAUUUACUGAGCACCAGCUGUAUGCCUGCUGGUGCCUGUACGGCAGACCCCACCAAGAGAGACCUGGCCCCCUCCCAGACUCUCCUUUCCCACAGACCGCAGCUGCUCCACCGCCAGCACAGCUACACCAGGACCCAUGGACACCUUCAGCACAAAAAGCCUGGCUCUGCAGGCUCAGAAGAAAGUCCUCAGCAAGAUGGCCUCCAAGGCCAUGGUGGCCGUGUUCCUGGAUGACACCAGCAGUGAGAUCCUGGAUGAACUGUACCGGGCCACCAAGGAGUUCACGCGCAGCCGGAAGGAGGCACAGAGGGUGGUGAAGAACCUGGUGAAGGUGGCCGUGAAGGUGGCCGUGCUGCUGCGGGCUGGCCAGCUGGACGGCAACGAGCUGGCCCAGCUGCGGCGGUUCCAGGGCCGGGUCCGCAGCCUGGCCAUGACCGCACUCAGCUUCCAUCAGGUGGACUUCACCUUCGACCGGCGCGUGCUGGCCGCAGGGCUGCUGGAGUGCAGGGACCUGCUGCACCAGGCGGCCGGCCAGCACCUCACCGCCAAGUCCCACGGCCGCAUUAACCACGUCUUUGGCCACUUUGCCAAUGGCGACUUCCUGGCCGCGCUGUACAGCCCGGCAGAGCCCUACCGGAGCCACCUGUGCCGCAUCUGUGAUGGCCUAGGGAGGAUGUUGGACGAGGGCGGCAUCUGACCUGGAGCCAGCCACCUGAGGACUGCCCUCCACUGGUGACUGGUCCCCAGAACACAGAAGCAACCGCCUGUGCCUGAGGCAGUGUCUCCUCUGCUUCCCCUACUGUAACUCAUCUGCUUUGUCCCUUCCUCCUACUUCUGAGACAGGUCUCAUGUAGCUCAGGCUGACCCCAAACUCCCUACGUAGCUGAGGCUGGCCAUGAACUCCUGAGCCUUCGGCUCCCAUCUCCAAUCACUGGAGGACACUGAUGCCUCACUGUCUAGGCAUUCUCAUGCUUUCAAAUAAGGUUGUCGGGAAUUGGGAGGAAAGAAUUGUACACCCUCAACCCCUGCCCCCUGCCAAACGACUGUUUCCUAAGCCUCAGGACCUCCCAAGGUGCUUUAGGAAAUGGACUUGAACAAGUCUGAGCCUGCCACAGAAGGUCCUUGUAGAGCCAUUAGCACAAGAAGGCUCUCUCCGCCAAUGCUGCAGGGACUGGGCAUAGAGAAAGACUGAUGCUCCUGCCAACCAAGGGCACACCGGCAGACAGAUGCUGGGUGUGGAGCGACAGCUUCUCACCAUGGCUGGGGAAGGAGUGACUCCAGGCACACUUCCGAGUUGGGAUCUGACUCUUGAAGACUCGAUCUAUUGCUCUGCGAUCCUGUUAGGAGACUGCGCCCAGGCAUUUAAGAAAAGGAAGGAACAGUGCAGGUGAGAUGGCUCAGCAAGUAGGGCGCUUGCUGCCAGGCCUGAUGACUGAAGCGUGAUCCCCAAAACCUACAUGGUGCUAAGAGAGAACCAGUUUUGGAAAGCUGGCCUCUGACCUCCAUGUGAACACAGCCACACAGAGCCACUCCCGGCUAAGGGCAGGGGCCACUUCUAGAGCACAGAAGGAGGAAAGAUAGGAUUUUCCGUCAAACUUGGGGAACCUCAGAAAUCCAGUCCAUCUCAGAGGCUGUCCCCAGCUUCAUUGCAGGGUCAAGCCACUGGAAACAAGUAUGUGUUAAAUUAUAAUUCCGUAUUUGGGAAACAAA